AUGACUAUCCCCGACGAGGUUGACGUUAUUGUGUGCGGUGGUGGAUCAUGCGGGUGUGUGGUGGCAGGCCGCCUGGCCAACUUGGACCACAACCUCCAGGUGAUGCUCAUCGAGGCCGGCGAGAGCAACCUCAACAACCCAUGGGUGUACCGACCAGGUAUCUACCCGCGUAACAUGAAGCUGGACAGCAAGACUGCCACCUUCUACUACUCCAGGCCAUCCGAAUGGCUCUCCGGCCGCCGCGCCAUCGUCCCAUGCGCCAACAUCCUCGGUGGUGGGUCUUCCAUCAACUUCAUGAUGUACACCCGUGCCUCGGCGUCCGACUACGACGACUUCAAGAUGAAGGGCUGGACCACCAAGGAGCUGCUCCCACUCAUGAGGAAGCACGAGACCUACCAGCGUGCCUGCCAGAACCGUGACCUCCACGGCUUCGAGGGCCCUAUCAAGGUCAGCUUCGGCAACUACACCUACCCCAUCAUGCAGGACUUCCUGCGUGCCGUCGAGUCCCAGGACAUUCCUGUCACGGACGACCUCCAGGACUUGGUCACUGGCCACGGCGCCGAGCACUGGCUCAAGUGGAUCAACCGCGACUCUGGCCGUCGUUCCGACUCUGCCCAUGCCUACAUCCACAGCACCAGGCAGUCUUACCAGAACCUGCACUUGGUGUGCAACACCAAAGUCGAGAAGGUGCUGCUGGAGGGUGAUAAGUGUGUCGGUGUCCGCACCUGCCCAACGAAGCCGUUGUCUCCCACCGAGAACAAGGCGAAGGAGUACAGGUCCAGGAAGUUCACCAUCGUUAGCGGUGGUACUCUGAGCUCACCGCUCAUCCUCCAGCGAUCUGGUAUCGGUGACCCAGAGAAGCUCCGCAAGGCCGGCGUCAAGCCUUUGAUCGACCUUCCAGGUGUCGGUCUCAACUUCCAGGACCACUACCUUACCUUCUCCACCUACCGUGCCAAGCCGCACGUCGAGUCGUUCGACGACUUCGUCCGCGGCGACAAGGAGACCCAGGACAAGGUAUUCGCUCAGUGGAACUUGAACGGCACUGGCCCGCUUGCCACCAAUGGCAUCGAGGCUGGUGUCAAGGUCCGACCAACCGAGCAGGAGCUCAAGGAGUUCAAGAACUGGCCAUUCCCGCAGUUCGUGGAGAACGGAUGGGACCAGUACUUCAAGGACAAGCCCGACAAGCCAGUCAUGCACUACUCAGUCAUUGCCGGCUGGUUCGGCGACCACAUGCUCAUGCCCCCGGGCAAAUUCUUCACCAUGUUCCACUUCCUCGAAUACCCCUUCUCCCGCGGCUUCACCCACAUCACCAGCCCCUCGUGCUACGACGCCCCCGACUUCGACGCGGGCUUCAUGAACGACAAGCGCGACAUGGUCCCCAUGGUCUGGGGCUACAUCAAGUCGCGCGAGACGGCCCGGCGCAUGGACGCCUACGCCGGCGAGGUCACGGGCAUGCACCCCUUCUACGCCUUCGACUCCAAGGCGCGCGCCGAGGACAUGGAUUUGCAGACGACGAACGCCUACGCCGGACCCAACCACAUCACGGCCAACAUCCAGCACGGCUCCUGGUCUGUCAAGCAGACGGGCGGCAAGCCCGUGCAGACGAGCUGGUUGAACAGCAACCAGGUCAGCAUUCGCGACGAGCUGCCGUACUCCAAGGAGGACCUCCUCGCCGUCGAGGAGUGGGUCAAGCGCCACGUCGAGACCACCUGGCACUCGCUCGGCACUUGCUCCAUGGGUCCCAAGGAGGGCAACAGCGUCGUCAAGCAUGGUGUGCUGGAUGAGCGCCUCAACGUCCACGGUGUCAAGGGCCUCAAGGUCGCGGAUCUGUCGGUCUGCCCGGACAAUGUUGGGUGCAACACUUACUCCACCGCCCUGCUCAUCGGCGAGAAGUGCGCCAUGUUGACUGGUGAGGACCUUGGAUACAGCGGCCGUGCGCUCGACAUGAAGGUGCCGGACUACCAGGUCCCUGGCGAGUUUGUUGGCUUUGCGCGCUUGUAG
Messenger RNA from Saxophila tyrrhenica, 2001 nucleotides. RefSeq names its product Alternative oxidase, mitochondrial precursor (gene AOX1). The coding region runs from base 1 to 2001 and encodes 666 amino acids. The transcript is spliced from 7 exons. NCBI's taxonomy places the organism in Eukaryota, Fungi, Ascomycota, Dothideomycetes, Mycosphaerellales, Extremaceae. The record is from RefSeq and is a predicted model, not a curated record. Gene Ontology annotation, molecular function: oxidoreductase activity, acting on CH-OH group of donors; flavin adenine dinucleotide binding.